Messenger RNA from Parnassius mnemosyne (clouded apollo), 1059 nucleotides. Lineage: Eukaryota; Metazoa; Arthropoda; Insecta; Lepidoptera; Papilionidae. The record is from the annotation of a GenBank genome assembly.
AUGCAACUGUUACGCGUUACCUCGACUAUGUCUUACCAAGGAUCACCAUAUUCGGGCCCGGGUGACGAAUAUGAUUUUGAAGACGAUGGGUACGACGACUUAGACGAAUACAGAGACCAAGAAGACCCGUUACCACCACCUGCAGUUGAUGACAGCGAUGAAGAUACGGAAGAGGCUAGUGAAACAGAAAUACCAAAUAAUGAUGAACCAGUUGAGAUUAAAGAACAAAUGUACCAAGAUAAAUUGGUAAACCUGAAGAAACAGCUGCAGCAAUUAGAAGAUGGAGUUCAUCCAGAAUUCUUAAGAAGAGUGAAAAGAUUAGAACACCAGCUUCAUGAAAGGCUAAGGCUCAAUAAGAUAUACAAAGAACACAUGCACGAAGUGGUGGAAAGGGAAUACGUAGCAGAGAAGAAGGCAGCAGCAAAAGAAUUUGAAGAGAAGAAAAUAGAGCUGAGGGAGAACUUACUCAAUGACUUUGAGGACAAGAGAAAAAUGAUCGAGAAUGAGAGGCAUAGCAUGGAACUCAAUGGUGAUUCCAUGGAGGUGAAACCGGUAAUGAAGCGAAUCUUGCGACGGCGGGCCAACGAGCCGGCACCGGCGCCCGAGAAGCGUCGCAAGCCCCUGGCGACCACGCUGACGUUCCAGCUGGACGAGCGCGACGUGGAGGCAGACCUACGCGCCAUCUCGCGCCAGGCGCAGUCCCCGCCGCGCCACCACCACCAGCACCACGCCCACCACGCGCCCACACACGCCACCCAGCCCAGGAAGCACCUCAACUCCAACAGCUCAACAUGUGCCGGAGAUUCACCAGUGCGGGAAGGCGAGGUGACCGACGCGAGGGUAGAAGACGGCAAAUUGUUGUACGAGAGGCGCUGGUUUCAUCGCGGACAGAGCGUCUACGUGGAAGGCCCUGGACGGGAAAUGAACAAGUUUCCCGGUCACAUACAUGCCAUCACCGAUGAAGCGAUAUGGGUGAAGAAAACCAACCUGGAACGAAUCAGGAUAUACGUGUCGCAGUUAGCGCGUGGCAAAGUGACUUUAAAAAGACGCGCUUCGUAA